Messenger RNA from Lytechinus pictus (painted urchin), 4897 nucleotides. RefSeq names its product protein fem-1 homolog B-like. Bases 132 to 2147 code for a protein of 671 amino acids. The record is from RefSeq and is a predicted model, not a curated record. Gene Ontology annotation, molecular function: protein binding. NCBI's taxonomy places the organism in Eukaryota, Metazoa, Echinodermata, Echinoidea, Temnopleuroida, Toxopneustidae. The transcript is spliced from 2 exons.
AGACGAAAAAUUUGAGAGCUAGAAAGGUAGCUCUCGUAUUUUGUCAACGAGAAGAAAAAUCAACGCUUAAAUGACGCAUUUUGAGGGAUAUUCAUCAAAUUAUGAGGAAUUGACUUCACAUCGUUUCGAAGAUGGCAAGUGGAAAUGAUGAUGAACUUGGGCCAGCAGUGUUUGAUUCAGCGGCUUCAGGUGAUGUUCAAAGGCUGCGGUCACUGUUGCGUUUCAAGAGAGCUACCAGGGUAAAGGAUUCUUUGUCAUGGAGAGAUCCGUUCAACCGUACACCGCUUUUAGCUGCUGCUGCUGCCGGCCAUACUGACAUGGUGCGAGUCCUUGUAGAAGAAUAUGGAACAAAUAUUGAAGAAUCUAAAUUCAAUAACUAUGCCAAUGAGGAGCUUACUCCUUUGGUGUAUGCUGCCAACGUUGGGCACCACAAGACGGUCGAAGUUCUCUUGAAGAACCGUGCAAGGGUGGACCAUGCUUUUCCUCUGCACAGAGCUUGUUUUGCAAGUUCCGCUGGGAAUCUGAAAUGUGUCAAGCUACUCAUGGCACACGGGGCUGAUGUGAACAGGAAGUAUGUCGGCAGUCUGGAAGAUGGGGAAAUGAUGGACGGGAGCACGCCUCUUGCCGUUGCAAGUGAACAUAUGUGCACUAACAUUGUGGAGUAUCUUUUACAGAAUAGAGCUGAUCCGAAUAUCCCGGACAAGCAAGGGAAUCGGCCGAUGCAUUCCGCAUUCAAUGCUAUGUGGCAUCAGCAUUCGGAGCAGAGAUGCAGAGGGGGUUGUGUUAAAGACGGUGAAAGAAUCAUCAAGAUUCUUGUCCAGCAAGGGGCAAGGCAGAUUCAAAAUGAAAUGGAAUUGACUCCUGUCAUGAUCGGAGCAUUGACUGGAAACCUUCUUGUGGUCUUAGACAGUACAGGAAUCAUGAGUAAUCUUUCACAUGAGGAAACAAAGGAAGCCCUUGAACUGAUGGCAUCGCACUUCUUCCUAACGGAGAGACACCAGAUAGGAUUGGAGACCCUGGCCAAGGCUCUUGCUUCACCAUGUAAGAAACCCAAUGGUCUACAUGCACCUGAAGGAGAAUCUCCAUAUGGUGACUUCUGCGAGCCUGUGACACUAAAGGAUCUAGACAGGAUCAGAUCCAAUGAAACCAACCUUCAAGUGAUCUCACUGAUGAUACGUGAAAGAAUUCUGUCUAAGGAAGCUCAGAAGUAUUAUCUUUGGCAGGCCAUAAGGGACUUUGUAGACCGCUGUAGACCCACCCCGGAAGGUAAAAGCUUGGCACUUCUGGCACUGCGACAUGAAACAAAUCUUGAGAUGGAGUCUGGGUUCUUCUGUGGAUUUGCUGUUGAAAGUAUGAUUAGGCUCCUGGAUCCUACUCAAGUCAACCUUGCAGACAGUAACCUGGAGGAGAUUGUGGUUCUUCUAAAAUUAGCAGCAAUUAAUUUAUCCCCAGAUGUGAGUGAAAUGACACUUGAAAAACGAAGAGAAGCUGUGCAAUACCACAGGUUCAAGUCAACUAAUAUCUUACUACUGCUAGGUGUCUAUGCGAACUACCCUCAGCUGAGUAGCGAAGACAAGGAACUUCUCUUCACCUUGGUGCAACAGUUCGUCUUCGCAUAUCAAAUGACGAUAGAUGUUGUGCACAAACUGCAUGCGGCUUCUGCUCAAGGAGGAAUGGAGGAUGUUGCUGCUGUGAGAAGCACCAAUCAGAAUACAGGAAUGUCCAUCUUUCAUUUAUACUACCCAGUAGUAGCCCGUCGAAGGCCAACAGAGGAAGAAAACAUCAAGGAGCGCAUGGUGAUCAUGCUGCUCAAGUCUGGUGCAGACCCAUGUCUUGUUGAUAUCGACGGGUACAACGCUCUUCACUUCCUGGUAAAGAGAUGUCCAGCUUCUAAGCAGACAGAAACAUUCCGGAACAACAUUGUGGUCCCGUUAACAGAAUGGGGUUGCCCAAUUCUUAAGAGGAACUCUGAAACAGGUCGAAGUGUUAUAGAGGACUGUACCAACCCGGACACCAAGCAACUCCUGAUAGACCUAUCCUUGCCACCACUCUUGAAUCUAUGCUGCCGAGUGAUCCGCAAGAAUAAGAUUCCUUACCAAUCAAGUGUUCCCGUUACCCUUGCAGCUACUCUAGACAUGAAUGUGUGAUUGAUCAAAAUAUACACUAACAUCAAAAGUAAUGAAAGUUGAUCGUGCCAUUGUAUAAUCUUUGAAAGACUAAGUAUUCCAUUUCAUACUGAAAUAUUUCCUAUAUUCGAAGCAGAUUUUUAAGAUUAAUAGGUUUCAUUCAUAGUACAUUACAACAGGUGUUCUAAAUUCAUAAAGUGUGGUCUACAAACUUAUCUUGCUUUUUAUGACAAAUAUGUUUUAGCAUAUUAGCUAUUUAGAACAAUAUACACUAACAUCAAAAGUAAUGAAAGUUGAUCGUGCCAUUGUUAUAUUACAUAGGUUAUGUAGAUUUGAAUCAGUGAUAGGUCAAUACGCCAUCACGUGACCAUAGCUGCGAGGAUCGCAUUUGCUAUAUUCUGGGUUUUGACGUCACCUCAGUGAAUAUAACUGCGUUGUAUUGUCAAUUGCGGCGUUAUAUUCACUUGGGUGCCGUCACUCGCUGCUUACAAGUUGGGUAAUCAGGUAGUUUAUUUGAUGUACAUGUACGUGCUAGUGUUAACGCGUCGAUUGAAUGAAGAACGCGUUUGAUGUAUUUUCCAAAAUAUUGCUAUUAUGACGUAGAUGGAUCAGAGCUGCAGAAAGAAUUUCGGGUUAAUCAGAUAGCGGGAAUGAUGAUAAAUGCAAUCUCUGAUGGCGAAUCCACAUAGACUAUAUAAUAUAACAGAUAUUGCCUGGUCUAUCUUUUUAAUAAAUAACAUUUCAACUCCCCUCCGAAGCUAUAUUUUUCCCUCGGGAGAAUAUUUUCCCUAAGCGCUGCGCGCUUCAGGCAAAAUAUAGUCCCUUGGGAAAUAUAUAACUCCGGGGAGAGGAAAUGUUAUAUUCAAACUCUAGGUAGGCAAUAUCUGUAUACUAUUCAUUAAUGUAUUGACCACUUGUUAAGCGAUUUAUGAUAGAUGAUUCUUACUACAUUUGUGUACUGUACAUGAAUUGUUAAAGCAUGUCUUUAGCUUUGAUAAAGGGUCAAUAAUGUGGAUUAUACUGAAAUAUAAUCUGAUAUUCCAUUCUUAAAAACUUGUAGUAACGGUUGAUCUUUUUUUCAAAGUUGAAAAAAAGAUCUCUGUGAAAAUUUCAAACCAAAAUAUAUCUUGAGCACCCUGUUACUUCAGUUCAUGUCAAUUCCUUAUUUGUUCCCCCUCAUGGUACAUGUAGCUACAUACAGGUAAAUUGUCACUUGGAUCCAGUAACACAAAGGUUAGCAAUUAAUCGUACGCUUGAUUUUUACAAAUUGAUUGUACAUUGUAAUCAAUGCAAUCAACCGUAGAAAAAUGUUCUACGAUCAUUGCUAAGCUUUGUAUUGCGGGCCCUUGGUCUAUACAAUGCUUUGUCUAUUUUCCGUCCGCUGUCAUCCAACAUAGUCUAAUCCUACUUUGUCUCCCAACUAGUUGGUCUACUAACCAAUUUGGCCUAACACCAUUCAGUCUAUGGGGUUGUUUUUAACUCAGGUUUGAUUUAAAAUCUGGCUUAAAGUUGUGGUUUAACUAUGAAUGGCCAAUGGUAACACAAUUCUCCUGACGGCAAGAUCAAGUUAUCAGAUUAAUUGACACUCGAGUCAUCUAUAACUGUCUGGGAAAUAGUUUUUUCUUCACCAUACAGCGUUAGGAAAGAACAAAAUAGACAUUUGAUAUUUUGAUUGCUUUCUAUUAAUUUAAGCAUAGAGCAAUAGGUCAUGGCUUAUUGGACUUGAGCAUAUUGGCUUUCAAUCUUGGACAAGUUGCAAAAUAAUUUGCAGACGAAGUGGAAAUUUAAUAUGACCAUCUGGGCAUUUUAGAGUAAGUUGGUAUUAGACCAAAUUGAUAGUGGUAUAAGAUUAUAAGACUAUAGGAGCAUAGGUAGACCAUGUGUAUAUAAACUUGAAGGUACAUACCAGGGGCCGCGGAACGGUUUUCAAAGUGGGGGGGCUGACCAUGCAAAAAAUCACAAUCAUAUGGUCAUUUUUACGUUUUUGUACACGGUUUUGGAAAAAAGUGGGGGGGGCUGAAGCCCCCCCAACCCCCCCGCUUCCGCGGCCCCUGCAUACCUUUGAUCGAAUCUCGACUAUUAUUCACAUUGUCUCGUUUAGAAAUUAUCUUUCAUCUUGUGAGAAGAGUGUAGUAUUCUAAUGUACAUAGUAAAAUGGUCUUUAGUUCAGUCGUCUUUCAUUCAAUGGUGCUGGUGUUCCUAUCUCGUACAAUAGUAGUAACAAAUUCAUUGACAGUUAUGCUGCUUUUUAAAGUAAAGAAGGAAUUCGUGCUUUUCAUUGUGUGUUCAUCCAUAGAAAACAGUAUGUCAGUAGAUGAUUUACCUUUUUGUAUCAUGAGGAAUACCAUGAAAAAUUCUUUGAUUGUAUAUCAAUUUCCUGUUAGAUUUGUAAAAACUUAAUCGGCAUGAUAUUGAGCAAUGCCACUUUUGAAAUGAACGCAGGAAUUCAUACUUGUUGAAAUUUUCCAUCCAUAGAAAACACAAUUUUGAGGGUACUGUUUAUUAUUUUUCAUCUUAUCUAGAUUGAAAUGUAGUCGAUAGGUAAAGCUUAUAUGUACAUAUACAUGUAGGUAAAUUUAUUGAAACAACGUAUUGUGUGUAAACUAUGGGAAAUGAAAAAUGUGAGCAAAAUGUUGAAAGUUUCGGUUUUUCAAAAUAUACUGCCAGAUUUGCAUAUCAGAUCUUAGGCAUGCAAAAGGUAGUCCGUCUUUAAGAUUCUAGAUGUUGGAUUUCAAUUAUUAAAGAAUAGGAUUUCUUUACAUGUCGACAAA